Messenger RNA from Plectropomus leopardus (leopard coralgrouper), 4440 nucleotides. RefSeq names its product galactose-3-O-sulfotransferase 4 (gene gal3st4). Gene Ontology annotation, biological process: glycolipid biosynthetic process. Gene Ontology annotation, cellular component: membrane. The record is from RefSeq and is a predicted model, not a curated record. Lineage: Eukaryota; Metazoa; Chordata; Actinopteri; Perciformes; Serranidae. Gene Ontology annotation, molecular function: galactosylceramide sulfotransferase activity.
CUCCGAGCUCUCUGCAGCUGCACAAUAACAAAGUCACCGAUACCGGCCCGGGGUCCCAGCUAUGCUUUUCAGACGGAGAGCCAGGAUGUUGCGGUGGCUGGUUUGUGGUCGGGUGGGCCCAGUCUGGAUGUGGAAAGCGCUGCUGGUCUUCGUUGCCAUUGGGUUUGCUGGCCAGCUGUUUGGGGUCAUCUUCAACAAGAGCAGUGUCCAGCCAGCUGGUCGCUCCAUCUUCUCAUCCCCUGAUGCUCAGGGGCCCUCUCUGGGCUCCUGCCAGCCCCACACCCACAUCAUGUUCCUGAAGACCCACAAGACGGCCAGCAGCACCGUGCUCAACAUGCUGUACCGCUUUGGGGAGGAGCGUGACCUCCGCUUCGCCCUGCCGCUGGGCUACCAGCUGGGCUACCCACUGCCCUUCAACGCCCACAGGGUCAAAGGUUACAGAGGUCCCAGAGCAGUGGAGUUCCACAUCAUGGGCAACCACAUGCGAUUUCAUAAGCCUGAGGUGGAGAAGGUGAUGCCUGCGGACACGUUCUAUUUCUCCAUCAUCAGGGACCCGGUCGCUCUGGCCGAGUCCUCCUUUGCCUACUAUAAAGAAGUAGCACCUGCCUUUCGGAAAGCCAAAACCCUGGGCGACUUUGCUGACGACCCCAGGAAAUACUAUGACCCUCGCCUGCGCAACAACCAUUACGCCCGCAACCUAUUGUUGUUUGACUUCGGCAUGGACCACAAUGCCAAUUUCUCCUUGGCCCUGGCUCAGCGCGCUGAGGCCAUGAUCCGCCGGACCUUCAACCUAAUUCUAGUGUCUGAGUACUUUGAUCAGUCCAUGAUCCUGCUGAGACACGCCCUCUGCUGGCCACUGGAUGCUGUUGUGUCAUUUAGCCUCAACGCUCGGCAGCAGAAGCCCAGCAACGUUGGGGGGUUGAGUGGUAGCUGGGUGGGCAAAGCGGCGGCGGCGGCAGGUGUCGGCAGUAGAGUGGCACGCACACAAGCCAAGGCACCAACUAACGUGACGGAGGAACAACGAGAGAAGCUGCGACAGUGGAAUGCCUUAGACUGGCACUUAUAUAAAACCUUCAACCGGACCUUCUGGGAGGAAAUCGACAGGUUCGGAUACACCCAGAUGGAGGAGGAGGUAGCUCUUCUCAGGACACGGCGGGAAGAUCUAGCCCGGGUUUGUCUCAGGGAUGGCGGGAAGCCUGUGGAGGCGCACCGGAUCCGAGACAAAAACAUCCGGCCGUACCAGAGUGGAUUGGUGAAGAUUCUUGGCUAUGAGCUCCAGGUGGGGCUGGACAACGCCACCCGGACGGCCUGUCUGAGGAUGAUCAGGCCUGAGAUCCAGUACAAAGAUGUGCUGGAUGCUAAACAGUUCCCACGGGCUGCGGCGGCCCCGGCCCAGCCAGGGCAACAGAACCUGGGCCCAAUGGCAGCAGCCGGGGGCUCUCUUUUAAGACAAGGUUCGUCCAGGACAGGAGAGAGGUCUGUGGGGGGAGAGGCAGGGGGGAGGACAGUGGAGAGAGACUGGGAUGGAAGCCGCUUAUUGAGGAGGAACCAGACUUUGUUACGAGGACAAGAUAAACCAAGGUUGAGAUAGUUCGAGGUGAGUGUUGCUCCUGAUUACGGUACCUUUGGUCUUUGAAAAGAUGGACUAAUGAAACUGAAAACUGAGCCAAGUGUGGUCUCCACAUGAGAAAACAAAAAGCUCCUCCUUUGCACUUCCACUUUUUGGUUGUUUGCUUGUUUUCUUAAAAACUGUCUUUGCUUUUAGUUGGUGUGAUUCUCGUGGACUUGACCCUUGACCUCUGAGCUCCUGGGAUGCUCUCAUGGCUGCAGUAAAAGGUCAAAGGAGCGUUGUAUGUUAUGUCUCAAAAGAAAGUGAAAGGAUCGCUUUGGUUUUUAUGAGGAGAAACAAAACACUCAGAGUGUUGGCAGGUACUUUCUUCUUUGUUGUUAAUUUAUAGACACUCAGAAGCCGGUUUUACUCCCUGCUCAUAUUGAUACUUUUAAGAGUACAAUAGUUUUCACAUUGUCCUUGGUGCACAUGCUUGAAACUUCUUAAUAUAAAGGUACACUCUUAUGUAGUAUUAUUACAUUGAGUCACUGAGCUAAGCACUUGUUUCUUUAAAUGAUAAACACCUGGCAGCCAUCCAGAAAUAUUUCCCCAGAAUCCUUAAAGACUGCUUUUGUAAUCUGGCUGAAGAAAUAUUACACAGUAAAAAUAAUUACUGGCCUGUUUCUAAAGUUGUAAUUGUAUUUAUUAAUCAAAACAAGAAAUGGAAGCUGGAAACAUCAUAUUUAUAAGGUUGGGCUGGUGAAACAUUUUCAAACCGGUCUAAUAUUGAGCUGAUCACUCAACUAUUAUACCAAAUUGUACCAGUAGGUGUCUUUCUUAACUAAGAGACCAAUCUGGAACAUAAUGACACCGCGUCCGAACAGCGAGCUAGUGUUCGACUAUUGCAUAGCAUCGCGUAACUUCGGAGCGCUCUGCUCACAUUGAAGUUGUUAAAUUUUCACUUGAGUUGCAUCAUGUAAACAAACCUGGUGCCUAUCAGCUGUGCGCUUGAGAUCAGACAGGACAUGUAAGCACUUAAAAGAUGAGUGAGUACUUGCUAUCUUCCUACGUUUAUACUUUUUAUACAGAAAACAAGUUUUAUAUUGUGAUAAAUACUGGAAAUGAAACACAAAAUAGCCAACAGCUAUCACGCUGUUAUUAGCGAUGGUCAAAAACAGGAAACUUUAGCUUCUGGUGAUCUCCCUUCAGCUAGCAGCCACCUUAAUUUGGUAGUUCCUUAUUUCAGCAUCAUGAAUCAGCCGUUCUUCGCCCGUUGCGGCGCUUUCAAAGUCAGCGUCAGGUAUACAUAGAAACAGAGCGUCUAAUAAAAGUUCAGCUUAAAACUGCUUACCGCAUUGCUCAUGGCAAGUAAGAACACCUCUUUCUUUAGCUUCAAAUGCAAAGGGUUGUCAUAUUGCUGCAGUUUUAGUUUUCUUAAGAGACUAACUCUGCCACGUCUCAUCUCGUCACACCAAAAAACACAUGAACUUUUACGUGCCCCCCUGUCCCCUCUCCUACCGCCACUGAAAUUUGAUUUCCUAUGUUAUGUUCUUUAAGUUGAAAUGUUGCUUAUCACUAACUCAAUUCAAGUUAGAUUUAGUGCUGUGACGCCGUCAGUACAGGUUGCUGAUGUAGGCUUCUUUUUAAUUUACCAGCACGUGUCAGAAUGAGAAAUGCUGGUUCAGACAGUUUGAAUCAAAUAAAAGCAGUUUAAGCUCAUACACCAGACCACACCGGCAAAACCAAAAAUCGACCCAACUUUAUAUAUUUCCCAGCUUAAUUUAUAAAAAAAAAAUAUUUAAAUUGCCAGUCAUACUUGUCUAAAUUGAUGUUCCUAUAAAUUAUUUUAUAUGUUCAUACAAACUAUUGCUUUUUUAUUGUAUAUAAUAUACAAAAGAGCAAGGAGACGUGUUUUCUCUCCACCUAAAAGAUGGAAACAAUUGCAACUUGGAAAAUGGGUAAAAAUGAUUUUAAUAAUGCAGUGGAUGGAAAUCUUUGUGACAAUUUUAAGUGCUGUUAAUCACCUUCUGGCUUUUUCACACAUUACUGGGUAUUUUUCAGAAACUUGCAUGCUUAGCUCUGUGACUCUAAAUCAAUGGUAAUAUACGAGAGGCCCAAGCUAGGGUUAGAAUUGUAUACAACAUUCAUUUUCCAUUGCUGACACGGAUGGUAGAGUCAGUACAGGCGGGUGCUUGUUAUGGAAAAAAGAGCUUGGAUAACCGCUAUUUCUUUCUUGGAAAGACUCAGCUCAGACUCAGUCAGUAUCGCGCCCUGUCCAGAACCACUAACCUGAACUGCUUCUUAAAUAUCUCUUAAUAAUACAAGAGGGGAAAAUGAUCCGAGGCCGCGCUCCUGUUCCCAAAUGCGUCACACUCACCAGCCUGCAGGAGGCUGGGUAAUGUCAGUGUUUGGGCACAUUCCUUCCAUCCUUCCACUAUCUGCUUAAGUAUCCAUCUGUCUGACACAUGCGCAGACUGUACCAAUGAGACCCAUUUCUUUGUCAUGAUGUAAGGUAUUAGAAAUGAAAUUCACAUCAGGGUGGGCCAAAAUAAAUCUUAAAGCAGCUGCAUAUUAAAGAUGCACUUCUUUAUACUGCACACUAAUCUCCCCCAAAAAUCUCCCCAGAUAAACUUUGUACAAUGAGUCAGUAGGGUUUUUCAGGAGUUUUUGGUUACACACUACAGUUUCAACACUAACACAUUUUCCAAAAGAACAUCAGUGCAGCCCCCCCACCCACAAAAGGAUCAACCAAACAGGUCUUAAGCAAUAUACCUGAAAGCUUUGAAACCUGGAGCGACAUCACUUUCCUUGUCCUGCCCUCAGAUGCGUUGAGAUGAGAUUUAAACUGUUGAACUCGGAGCAAAUUAGUGUGAUUUUUUUUUUUUCAAAAA